Messenger RNA from Medioppia subpectinata, 406 nucleotides. Lineage: Eukaryota; Metazoa; Arthropoda; Arachnida; Sarcoptiformes; Oppiidae. The record is from the annotation of a GenBank genome assembly.
CAAGAACGCCAUAUUAUUCGAGGCGAUCAGUCUUAUCAUACAUAUGGACAGCGAACCGAACCUAUUAGUGCGCGCCUGCAACCAAUUGGGUCAGUUCCUGCAGCACAGGGAAACCAAUCUCAGAUAUCUGGCCCUCGAGAGUAUGUGUCUGUUGGCCACAUCCGAGUUCUCUCACGACGCCGUUAAGAAACAUCAGGACACUGUCAUCAAUGCACUCAAGACUGAACGAGACGUUAGUGUUAGACAGCGAGCUGUCGAUCUAUUGUACGCGAUGUGUGACAAAUCCAACUCCGAAGAGAUUGUGAGCGAAAUGUUGUCUUAUUUAGAGACCGCUGACUAUUCAAUACGAGAAGAGAUGGUGCUGAAAGUGGCCAUUUUGGCGGAGAAGUACGCGUCCGACUAUACC